Molecule: messenger RNA, 711 nt
Organism: Fusarium fujikuroi IMI 58289
Lineage: Eukaryota; Fungi; Ascomycota; Sordariomycetes; Hypocreales; Nectriaceae
Product: probable DNA-directed RNA polymerase chain RPB5
Exons: 3
Coding region: 1-711 (236 amino acids)
Biological process (GO): DNA-templated transcription
Cellular component (GO): RNA polymerase III complex; RNA polymerase I complex; RNA polymerase II, core complex
Molecular function (GO): DNA binding; DNA-directed RNA polymerase activity
Source: RefSeq, a predicted model, not a curated record
AUGGAUAUUGAUCAAGUUCCCACCGACGCCAGAUCCAAGGAGGUUGUUCGUCUUUGGCGAGCAUGGAGGACCAUCCAUGAGAUGGUCGCGGACCGAGAAUACGAGCUUGCUGAAGAGGAAGUCAAGAUCUCUCUCGACCGCUUCCGCGACGAAUACUGCAACCCCGACGGCUCCAUCAACCGCGCCAAGCUUCAAUUCUCGGCGCGUCCCAGCGAGAACAUGAUCCGCAAAAACACACCUCCUGUGACAGCAGCCAACCCCAACCCCAACCCCGGCGCCGACUGUGGUCCUGUCUGGGUUGAGUUCCUCGCCGAUAAGACCUUCGGCGUCAACCAGAUCCGACAAUUUGCCAAAUAUGUGAUCACGAACAACUACAAGACUGGCAUCAUGGUAACACACGUUCCUCUCUCACCCGCCGCCCGCAAGACUCUCCAGAGUGUCGAGUCCGUCGCUAAGAUCGAGUGCUUCCUCGAGGAUGAUCUUCUUGUCAACAUUACCCACCACGAGCUUGUUCCCAAGCACGUCUUGCUUUCUCGCGAGGAGAAGCUCGCUCUUCUCAAGCGCUAUCGCCUCAAGGAGACCCAACUACCACGUAUUUUACAAAAGGACCCUGUUGCUCGUUACUUGGGUUUGAAGCGGGGCCAAGUCGUCAAGAUUAUCCGAAACAGUGAAACUGCUGGUCGUUAUGCCAGUUAUAGAUUGUGUGUAUAG